AUGUGGAAAAUGUGAUAGUUUUCCAGCAUAAAAACUUGUGAUUUCAUCAUAUUUUCCUUCGUUGUCAACAGAAAUUAGUUGUUGACAUAAUGUUUAGACUUCUAAACCAUUACAGGCCGUUUCUCAGGAAAGGUUUAGGUUUUCCUGGCAGAAAACUUUGCUCCAAGGGAAAGGUGUCUGUUGUUGAAGAGACCCUACAGAAGUAUAAACAGGGAGACAAACUCCAUGGAUAUGUUGUAGAAAAGGUUGCAUCUGUUCCUGAGCUCCACUUGACAACUGUUAGACUCACACAUGAGAAAACUGGAGCACAACAUCUGCACUUGGCUAGACAGGACUCUAACAAUGCCUUCAGUGUUGCUUUUCGGACGACUCCAAUGGAUAGUACAGGUGUUCCCCAUAUUUUGGAGCACACCACUCUCUGUGGAUCACAGGAGUAUCCAGUCAGGGACCCCUUCUUCAAAAUGCUGAACAGGUCAUUGGCGACAUUCAUGAAUGCUUUCACAGGGAGUGACUGGACCAUGUAUCCAUUCUCCACACAGAACUCACAGGAUUAUGAAAAUUUAAUGUCGGUCUAUUUGGACGCUGUAUUUAACCCAAGGCUUCGAGAGGAAGAUUUCAGACAAGAAGGCUGGAGACUGGAACACGAGGACAACACUGACUCGACUUCACCAAUCAUAUUCAAAGGAGUGGUGUUUAACGAGAUGAAGGGCGUCUUUUCGAAUCCCCAGUACCAUUACGCUCAGUCUCUACAGAACAAGCUCUUCCCUAGUCACACCUACUCUGUGGUAUCUGGCGGUGACCCGAUCUGCAUCCCUGACUUGACUUGGGACCAGCUAAAGGAGUUCCAUGCCAGGCACUACCACCCAAGCAAUUCAAAAUUUUUCACUUAUGGGGACUUUCCUCUAGAAGUGCAUCUCGAGCGUAUAAACUCCGCCGUACUCCAACACUAUGAGAAGAUGCAACCAAACACAGCCGUACCGAAUGAAAACAAAUGGACAGAGGGGCGAGAGGUCCACAUCACGUGUCAGCCAGACCCGUUUGCACCAGACUUUAACAAACAGACAACAACUGGUGUAGCAUAUUUAUUAGGAGACAUCACCGACCCCUAUGAGACAGCGGUGGCUAGCUUGAUAGGUUCCCUCUUGGUUCAGGGCGAGACAUCUCCAUUCUAUCAGACAUUACUUGAGUCCAAUAUUGGGAAAGACUAUACGCCAGUGGUGGGUCACGAUGGCAACAAAAAGGAGGGGUACUUUUGUGUCGGUUUGGCGGGUGUAGCGUCGGAGGAGGUGGAGCGGGUGCGUGGGCUUGUUGACGCUACUUUUGAUGGCGUCGUGCAAAAUGGCAUUGAGCAGGAGCGCAUCGAUGCGUUGAUGCACAAGAUAGAACUGAGCAUGAAGCACCAGACACCAAAGUUUGGACUCAAUCUGAUUGUGGGCCUGGCGGGCGCCUGGAACCAUGAUGGAGACCCAGCCGAGACGCUCCAGAUCAACAAAUUACUCGAACGAUUCAAACAAAAUAUGAAAGACAACCCAAAAUACAUUCAAGACUGGGUGAAGAAGAAUUUCCAGGACAACCCUCACAAGCUUUACCUGACCAUGAGCCCCGAAGAUGGUUUCGAAAAGCGAAAACAGGAGGAGGAAAAAACGAAACUUGAUGAAAAGUUAUCGGCCUUGACUGAGCAAGACAAAGCGGACAUUUUUAGUAAAGGUUUACAGUUGGCGGAAGCACAGAAUGCAGCGGAGGACCUCAGUUGUUUACCGACGUUGAAAGUUUCUGAUAUCACCCGAGUAAAGGAGCAUUCACAGACGGACAUAGUGUAUGCUGAUGGCGUUAUAUGUAUCCAGUAUUGUCCACAGCCUACAAAUGAAGUGACGUAUUUCCGAGCUAUCGUUGACACGUUUGACCUCCCAUCGGAACUGAAGCCGUAUGUGACACUGUUCACUAAUGUCGUCACAAAAAUGGGUGCUGGUGAAAUGGACUUCAAGCAGUUAUCUCAACAAAUUGACAUGAAGACUGGUGGACUGUAUGCCAUCAACCAUCUGGCUAUGAAUCAUAAUAAUCUUGAUUCAUACGAACAGGGUAUCCUGUUAUCGUCACAUUGUCUUGACAGGAAUGUCGAGGACAUGUUCCAUUUAUGGGGAGAAAUAUUUCAUCGGUUAGAUCUGUCUGACACGAACCACCUCAUGACAAUAAUCAGAAUGACCGCCGCUGACCUCGUUGCCGGUUUAUCAGACAGCGGCCACAACUACGCCAACACGCAUGCUGGCAGCCAUCUUGUUCCUCUUGGAAAAGCGCAGGAGCAGCUCGGGGGAAUGGAGCAGGUGCUAUUGAUGAAGAAGAUUGCCGAGAUGACCGAUUUGACUCCGGUAGUGAAGUCAAUGCAACUGAUAGCUGAACAUGUCAUGAACUCCAACAAUAUCAGAUGCGCUGUGAAUGCCUCCCCUGAAAGUAUGUCAGACGUCACAAAACACACAGAGGACUUCUUACGAUCACUUCCGGGUAAACCACAUUUGUCAGGACUUUUCAUGAGAGAUGUGACAAACUUCGAACCUACGCCAUCCCGUGUACAUUUUGAGUGCCCGUUCCAAGUAAACUUUAUGGGAAAAGCGGUGCGGACUGUACCAUAUGUGCACGAGGAUUAUGCUAGUCUUCGAGUCUUGGCCCGACUACUGACGGCGAAAUAUCUACACCGCGAGAUUCGAGAAAAAGGUGGUGCGUAUGGAGGUGGUGCUACAGCUGCUAGGAUGGGAUUGCUGAGCUUUUACUCAUACAGGGAUCCCAACUCACUGAACACUCUAACCAAGUUCGACGAGUCCACGCUUUGGGCAGCUGAGGGAAAAUUCACAGAGCAAGACAUUGACGAAGCAAAGCUGGCGGUGUUCCAGGAGGUCGACCAGCCCGUUGCCCCCGGUGAUAAGGGCAUGGUGACCUUUCUGACAGGGAUCACGGACGAGAUGAAGCAGAUCCAAAGAGAACGCUUAUUUGACGCGAAUAGAAAAAAUUUGAUGAAUGUCGCUCAGAAGUAUCUAGUCCCAGAGAAACAGCUAAGCUCAGUUGCUUUCUUAGGACCUGAAAAUGCCACAGUGAAACAGGACGAUAAGUGGGAGGUCAGAGUACAGAACAACUGAGGACGAUGGGUGAAUUUAAUGGUGCAGUGCAUGAGGACUGGCUAACAUAUCUUUACGAGGACUGAUGGGUCAUGAUAACCUUGGGAGACGUACUAUUGUUGGUCUCCUUUGAGGCACUCAGUGAUUUCAUGGAGCACCAGUGCACAUGCUUGAGCUCAAGCUGUGAAGGAUUAAACAAUGACCAAUGGGCGGUGGGGUCCUCACUUUAGGUCCUUCAUAAGGAGGAGGAUUUUGUCCAGUCACUGUGUACAAGACUGCAGUUUCUGUCACGACCUCAACUCGACAAGCCUGAGCAUUUGGGAACUCCCCUUCCCUAGCUGAUCAAGCUAAGCCAUCACUCUGGAUUCUGGAGGUCAUGGGUUCAAAUCAUAGCAGGAUCUUUGUCGAUUUUCCAUGAGCAGAAUAGAUGAAGUACAUGUAAAGAACAACCAGCAGAAUUUUUGUUAGAAAAAUAUAUUUUUCAAAAAGUACAUAAUUGAAUCUUAGAAAAUAUUGUUAACAAAAAACAUUCACUUCAAGUAAACCACCAACAACUGAGUAUAGUUCUGAUAAAUAUAUACAUAGAUUAAAUGGUUACACCUCUGCAUUGCCUUGAAUACUACAUGUACAUAAUACAUGUACAUGUACAGGAAAUGUCAUGAUAAUAUUUUUGUUGUGAGUAGCAUUUGUCUCAAAUAACUGUCGAUUCACUCAUCAGUUCUUUAUACAUGUAUCACAAGUUCUGUUGCGAUAUUACACAUAAAUGAAUUCUUACAUAAGUUUUCAUUUUCCCA
Molecule: messenger RNA, 3901 nt
Organism: Lineus longissimus
Lineage: Eukaryota; Metazoa; Nemertea; Pilidiophora; Heteronemertea; Lineidae
Product: presequence protease, mitochondrial-like
Exons: 20
Coding region: 90-3128 (1012 amino acids)
Biological process (GO): protein processing
Cellular component (GO): mitochondrial matrix
Molecular function (GO): metal ion binding; metalloendopeptidase activity
Source: RefSeq, a predicted model, not a curated record